This is a messenger RNA of Salvia miltiorrhiza (redroot sage), 1560 nucleotides long. RefSeq lists its product as uncharacterized. The transcript is spliced from 2 exons. Bases 981 to 1397 code for a protein of 138 amino acids. NCBI's taxonomy places the organism in Eukaryota, Viridiplantae, Streptophyta, Magnoliopsida, Lamiales, Lamiaceae. The record is from RefSeq and is a predicted model, not a curated record.
GCAAGGCAAGCAUACAUGAAUUGGAAAAAGCAAGGCCAUACUGGAAGCAUCUUUAAGAACCUUUUCUGGAGAGCAGUGAGAGCUUUUUACAAAGAUGAAUACAAAAGAGUGCUUGAAGAGAUGAAGGCAGAAUCUGUGGGGGCUUAUCAAGAUUUCAGAGAUAGGGAAGUCCAAAGGUUUUGUAAAGCCUUUCUUCCUACAAAGACGUACUCUGAUAUGAUUGAUAACAACAUUGUAGAGACCUUCAAUGGUUACAUCAUCAAUGCAAGAGGGAAGAUGGUGAUACAUAUGCUGGAAAAAAUUAGGACCUCAAUCAUGGUGAGGCAGGAGAAGAAAUGUGAAUCAAUUGGUAAGGUCACUGAUACUUUAUGUCCUGAAAUUAGGAAGAAAUUGGAGAAGUUGAGGUGGUUAAGCAGGAAUUGUAUUCCAUUUCCUGCUGUUGGUGGAAAGUUUGAAGUUCUUGCUGAAAUUGACAAAUUUGUGGUUGAUAUAGAGCUGCGAACUUGCAGUUGUAGAAUGUGGCAGUUAACAGGGAUUCAUUGUGUCCAUGGAAUCUCUGCAAUUCAAUACAGUGGGUUGGAUGUUGGAAAUUUUGUUGUAGAUUGGUAUCAUGUGGAUAGGUACAAAGAAUGCUAGAAGUAUGGUUUGGCACCAUUGAAUAGACAAAGAAUGUGGCUGGUGGUGGAUAAAGACAAAGUGCAACCUCCUCUUGUAGAAGCAUGCCUGAAAGGCCAAAGAAGAGAAAAAGGGCACCUGAAGAGAGAGACCCUAAAAACCCAAACAAGCUUAAGAGACAUGGGUAGAUAAUCACAUGCAACAACUGCAAUCAGCUUGGACAUAAUUCCAGAACAUGCACCAACAGGACAGUUGCUAAAGAGCUAUCUUCUCAUUCCCAUUUUAAUAGAACAACUUUCUAAUUGAUGAUGGUUUACUAAUGUUAUUUAACUCAUAAAUAUGCAUAGGCAAAGAGAGGGCGCCCAAUGAAGAAGGCUGACAAGGAUGCUGCUUCAUCCACCACAAGGGAAGAGACUAGUCAAGCAAUUGCAGCUAUGGAGAAAAAUGUUACCAGAAAAGGUGUUGCAGUUUAUACAUGUAUAGGCACGGGUAACAUCUACUAUCACAUGCCACAAAACAGACAAGUGACUCAUGUUAACAAAGCCACUGGAAGCAAGGGAAGUGGAAGCAAAGCCACUGCAAGCAAAGGGAGUGGAAGCAAGGCAGGUGCAAGCAAGGAGAUUGGAAGCAAGUGGAAGAAACAAACAAAUGAAGGAACAAAUGUGGAGAUGGCUGCCCAAAAUGUUGGAGUUGUUAACACACAAGAAAGUAGGUGUUCAACAGGAGGCACGGGAGAAUUCAAUCAAGAAAGCUCACGUCAUGGAGACUUAACUCAAGUGUAGUUCAUCAAGAUUUGGCUGUCGAUCAAGGCAACUGUUGUUUUUAUCUUUUGGAUCAAGAUUUGUUGUUUUUAUGAACAAUUUGGCUCAGUCAGUGUUUGUGUAAGACAUUAUAAACAAGCUUUCAUUAUUUUGUGAAUGAAUGCCAUUGAUUUCAACUUUCAAA